Argiope bruennichi is the source of this 2851-nucleotide messenger RNA. RefSeq names its product cytoplasmic dynein 1 light intermediate chain 1-like. Bases 120 to 2156 code for a protein of 678 amino acids. Gene Ontology annotation, biological process: microtubule-based movement; microtubule cytoskeleton organization. Gene Ontology annotation, molecular function: dynein heavy chain binding. The transcript is spliced from 2 exons. Gene Ontology annotation, cellular component: cytoplasmic dynein complex; centrosome. The record is from RefSeq and is a predicted model, not a curated record. NCBI's taxonomy places the organism in Eukaryota, Metazoa, Arthropoda, Arachnida, Araneae, Araneidae.
GCUUAUAAUUUAUUAAAUGGAUUCUGGCAGGUUUUGCUUCUCUUUACUAGAUAAGCCGGAAGUUUCAUCUUCCUGAAUAUAAAAGAAUGGGAGAAGAUCAUUCCUGAUGAUCUUCUAAAAUGAGUUUCUUGAAAGAGAGAAGCGGAGUUCCCCCCAAAAAAGAAAACUCAGUCGACAUGGAGGGGAACGAUAGCUUCUGGUUACAGAUAAUGGCUGAAUGUGAAGCCAACUCGCCAAAUAAGCUUCCCUCUUCCAAAUCUCUGCUGUUCCUUGGCGACAACAACGCACAGAAAUCACAGUUAGUUGCUAGACUUCAAGGAACUAGCGAAAAAUAUUGCAAGGGAAACGGCCUUGAAUACUAUUUCCUAAAUGUGAGAGAUGAGUAUGGCGAAAACCAAACCAAGCUGGACGUAUGGGUGUUGGACGAUGACCCUUCUUUUCAGAGACUCCUAAAGUAUGUUCUGAAUGAAAAUACCAUAUCAGAUACCACUGUAGUUCUUACGGCAACUAUGACGAAACCUUGGGAUAUGUUUCGCUGCAUUUGCACCUGGGUCGAGAUUUUGCAAAAACAUAUAGCGAAAUUGCAGAUUCCCGCAACUGCCUUAGAAGAGCAGAAGUCAAAAGUUCUACGUCGUUUCCAAGAAUACGUCGAACCAACAAUGAGCAUCUACGGAAACUUGGAGGAGCAGAAUAGCUCGGCGGAAAUAGAAAAUAAUUUAGGGUUGGAAAUAAUUGUAGUGAUUACUCAAACAGAAUACAUGUCGGUGCUACAGUCUGAAUUUGGCUACAUUGAUGAACAUUUCGAUUUCAUACAGUUUUCACUCAGGAAAUUUUGUUUAACCUAUGGGGCAGCUCUUCUCUACCUAUCAGUGAAAGAGGACAGGAACUGUGAUAUAUUGCUAAAGUAUAUUUUACAUAAGAUAUACGCUUUUCCCUUCAGAAUACCAGCCAUGUUUUUGGAAAAAGACUCGAUAUUCGUCCCAGCGGGCUGGGACAGUGAAAACAAGAUCCAGGCCCUUGCCGAAUCCUUGGCGACCAUCGCGUUCUCAUCACCUUUUGAAGAUGUCAUAGUAAAACCUGGUCGUCUUUCAGACACUAACAGAAUAUUAUUAGAAGUAGAGGCCCAGAACGAUCAAGAAUUCCUCGCAUCUAUACAAGCACAACUGCUUAGACAGCCAGUAGAGAAUGUUUCCGAAUUCAGUAGGGAUAGCACUGCUUCUUCGACAGUCACGCCAAGAAAUCCGCCAAGGCGAGUACAAAGAUCCCCUCAAAAGAAGCAACUGGAAUCGAAGUUGUCAACUGGUGAAGGGGACACCGUUUUGCAGUCUUUCUUUAAAAGCUUGUUGAAAAGGCAAACCAGUGCUCCUGCUGAAAGACCGGCUGGAUUUUCAUCAAGCAGGAGUCAAGCUUCCACUGCAUCUGGUUCUUCCUCUAAUUUCGACAGAAGCACAUCCCUUGAAAACACUUCUAGUACUUACAAUAAAGGUAGUUUAGGAUCAAAGAGUCUAGGUUCAUCUGUUGAUUCGUCUUACCAAACUAGACGAAACAGUGAAGGCGAGAGCUUAGAAGCAGUGGACGAGCUUAAUCCGGCAGACAGUUGCACCAGUAAAAUUCCAAACGAAACGAACAAAGCUACUUCAGAAGGAAGCUCAGACCCUUUCUCUGAUUUUAUGAAGAAGUACAAAGCUCAGGCUGGAGUUGCACAACAAAGCGCCAAUCCUGAUAUCGAUGAAGAACUGCAAGACGUUCAUCAACUUCCGGAAUAUUUUAUGAGCAGUCAAAGUUCUAGUCAAUGUCCUGCUGACUGCUGUUUCCAGACUAAUGGCACAACAGCAAAUGGUAAUGUUGACUCGGAUAUGGAUAACUGCAUAGACAGGGUAAAAAGCAAAUAUAACCCACCUCUCAGACUUUUAUUGGAAUCAAACCAUGAACCACUUAAAACGAAAACUAGUUCUACGAAGCCUACCAACGGUGAAUCCAAGAAAGAAAUGUCGCCUUCUCUAGAAAAAAGAAAUCAGGUUGCCUUACAAAAUUCUGACUCUUUGAUCAAAGGUAACGUUGAGGAAUUUAAGAAUCCUUUGUCCUCGUUGCAUGGUAGUUCAAUGGCAGCCGGUGAUGUCCUCAAAGAGACAUCAAAGGACAGCAAGAGUGGAUAAUCGGGAUAUUUUUGUGCUUCCUGAAAACCAAUCCUAUAGUAUUUAUUGUUUAUCUUCCUCUAAAAUCUUUGAUGUGAUAUAAAGCAUGGAUGUUCUUUUAUGUAUGUAUUUCAUUAUGUCUUGCUGUUGAAUGUUUAUUUAUUAUAUCGAUGUCGAAUUAUAAGAUUUGUUGAAUGAAAAGGGGAUUAACAGUUUAAGAGAAAAAAAACAAUGUUAGGUUAUGUUUGUAUGUAAGAUGUUUUGUGUUCCUACUGAAAAUCAAAUGAUUUCAGAUUAUAUGAAAAGUAAAAAAAAUGCCGAACUAUUGUGUCUACAUUAAAUAUCUAAAUGUUUUGUGGUCCUACUGAAAAUAAAAUGCUUAUAAUUUGUAUUGUGAGCACAUUUAUGAAUGACAUGAAAUUUGGAUCUUAAAUUUAAUUUUCUCUAACGAUGUUAUAUGAUUGCUUGUUUAUAAUAUUUGCCUAGCAUAACACCCCAAGUGCUUCCUUCACCAUUUGAUGGCUUCUUACAAAUAAGUGAAGCAUAUCUCUCUAGCUAGCAAAAAUAAAUAUUUUAUGUGAGUUAAAAAGAAAGCUGCCUUCAAACAUGUAUCAUUUUAGUAGUUAUUAGAAGAAUGCUUGUCAUUUUAUAAAAUUUAUUGUAUUCAAGUGACUUGUAUCAAAAAGUAGAAUUUUUUGUGUGAAAUACAUCGUGAA